AUGCUUAUUAAAGAAUAUCGCGUCACCCUUCCUCUGACCGUAGAAGAGUAUCAAGUCGCCCAGCUGUUCUGUGUGGCUGAAGUCUCCAAGAAUGAAACAGGAGGCGGUGAAGGCAUUGAGGUGAUCAAAAAUGAACCAUUCAAGGAUUAUCCAUUGCUUGUGAAGAAUGAUCCUAAAACAGCGUCAAGUUCAAAAAGAGACGGCGAUAAAGCGUCAGGACCGGACUCCUGUAUGACCUGCGGUCCUUGUCUCGAGAAUGGUGGUAAAUAUUCAUCUGGGCAGUACACCUACAAGAUCUACCACUUGGCUUCGAAGGUGCCGGCCUUCAUACGUCUCCUUGCACCAAAGGGCUCCCUUGAAGUACACGAGGAAGCGUGGAACGCUUACCCCUACUGUCGUACUGUCUUGACGAAUCCCGGAUACAUGAAGGAGAAUUUCGUCAUUUGCAUAGAAUCUUUGCAUUUACCUGAUGUCGGGGACCAGAAUAAUGUUCACGAAUUGACUCCGGAGAAGCUGAAGAAUCGUGAGGUUGUUCAUAUAGAUAUCGCAAAUGAUCCGCUGUCAGCCUCCGAUUAUAAACCAGAAACUGAUCCGACGAAAUUCAAAUCGACCAAGACCGGCCGUGGACCUCUAGUGGGUCCGCUGUGGAAGAACGACGUGACCCCAGUCAUGACAUGCUACAAGCUCGUCACGGCAGAAUUCAAAUGGUUCGGACUUCAGAGCAAAGUCGAGAAUCUGAUCCAGAAAUCGGAACGGCGAUUGUUCACCAUUUUCCAUAGGCAAGUGUUCUGCUCUAUGGACGACUGGUACGGCAUGACAAUGGCGGAUAUUCGCGCCAUAGAAGAGAGGACCAAGGAGGAAUUGGAAAAGCUGCGUCGGGAGGGCGAGGUCCGCGGCAUGAGGGCCGAGAACGAGUAG
Molecule: messenger RNA, 918 nt
Organism: Danaus chrysippus (African queen)
Lineage: Eukaryota; Metazoa; Arthropoda; Insecta; Lepidoptera; Nymphalidae
Source: the annotation of a GenBank genome assembly